GAUUUUCAUUUAGAGGUGAAAGAAUCUAACCGAUUGCAAGAGAAGGAAUAUUUCACAAGCAUUUUCUCAGACGACGGACAUUCGGUUUGUGAUUGUCGCUGAGGUAGUCGUCUAUUUGGGCUAAAUGGAAGUGUCUUACAUCCGAUAUGAAGUUAAUGUUCUUUAACGUCCUUUUGAACUCGUCCCAAUGGCUUCAAAUGUUGACGAGUUCACUGGAUUUCGCCCCCAUUGCGGCACCUGGAACGGAUGUCAUUGGCUGCUGUGUUGUCCGCAUUUGUUCCAGCAGGAUUCACUUGUAUCUGGAACUUCUUCUACCUGAAGCCACUGGAAGAGCACGUCUGAUUCACCUUAUAAACUUUAGAACUCCGCGCUACGUUUUGGGCGCUGCCAAGUUGUUGCGAUGGUUUCCUCUGUCUGGCAAUCGACACGCAUGCCUACGCCAACAAGUAAAGAAGCUUAAGGUGGUGCCAUUAGGGUCUACUUAUUUCCUUCUUCUGGUAUGUACACCAUGUCGUCAUUAUUAUUUCGGAUUUUGCUGUCUAAGAUUAUGGUUUCAUUUAAUGUGGGCAACCUCCUGAUUGUCCCAUUUUUUUUCUUUACCAAUUUCAUGCGGCUGUCGAUGACGUGAACAAGAUCACUACCUACUUUUUCUAGUGGCAAAUUUUACGAUUCAAUUCAUUGCUAUUUGUUUCUUAGA
This is a messenger RNA of Daphnia magna, 697 nucleotides long. RefSeq lists its product as uncharacterized. The transcript is spliced from 3 exons. The record is from RefSeq and is a predicted model, not a curated record. NCBI's taxonomy places the organism in Eukaryota, Metazoa, Arthropoda, Branchiopoda, Diplostraca, Daphniidae. Bases 147 to 578 code for a protein of 143 amino acids.